AUGCCUUCACCACAGCAAUCCCAGCCUGGCAGCUUCUCCCUGUUUCCUAGUCCCAACGCUUCAAAACCACCCCAAAUAUCUCGCAAUAUCCAGGGCCAACGAGGUCGCCGGUCAGAAUCUCAAGAAAGACGAGCACCUACACCGCAAGAUCGUGUUGCCACGCCAGACCACUCUCAAGCACAGCCAAAUGGAAGACAAACGCCUCAGCAGCAUUCAUACACGCCUGUGCAAUUUGAGCCCGUACGACGGGGAACUCCCUCCAACUGGCCGUUGAGUAAUGACAUGCCACAGCAUGAGGACCCCAGGAGACAAGCCGAGACAGUGGCCGGCCCAGCCUCAGUUCAACAGCCUCGAAAUAUAAACGACGUGCCCGGUCGAACAGAAACCGCCUUCUCCGACGCGAAUACUCUUGUACGCAGUAACAGCGGCCGUUCAAGAAGUUCCAUUGCAAAGCACCCUCUUAACGACGAUACCUCCCCGGGGCAGUCUGGCUCACAACCACUACGAUCUAUAUUUCCAACAUAUAACCCGAACGUAUCGCUGAACCAGCAAGAAUACGCACCCACGCAAAUGAGUCCCACUCAUAUCCCUCGCGCAGUCAUCAGCAGACAAUCCGUCUACGAGGAGCCAGACUCCCCAACAGGCGAGGGUUCUUCCGCUCGCAGCCCUCCCACCAGCCCCAGACGUCCAGCGGCAAGAGGGCGCUGGCCGCUGAGGAUACAAACUCAACCUCCGCCGGCGAUUCCCCAGCCCUGCACGACAGACGACCUCAAGAGUCUGUGGAGAGUGGCCAACGGGUGGAAGGCAUCUGUUUCCGAGUCGAAGGUGUUUUGCCUCAAGCUGUCGCAGCAAAGAGAUGCCCCGGUAUAUACACUAUCGUCUGGCACUUCACACCCGUUCUGGAACCUGAGACUAGAUCCUACCUCUGCCUCAGCGUACAUCACCCUUACAAGGCACGAUCCGUCCAAACCAUACAAGGCACCUAAACCCGAGGCGUCCUCUCCUUCGACCCCAUCCGAAAGCAGUGGUAGUCGGUCCUCCGACACAAAGCACUGGUACGAAGCUCUCAAUUCAACGCUGGAAGAAGAAUCCCGGAAGCUCCCACCCAACGAUGGGCUGGUUGCUCUCCUCAUGCCAACGGCAGCCACGAAGAUGGCCCUCGAAAAGGCCGACGACCCAGCUUCCGUCAUGGCCGCGGAGAAUGAGUGUGCUCGUCUAGUCUGGGAUGAAGACACGGCGACACACUUCCUCGUACACAACGCACUAGCCAAGCCGUUUUGUAUUACGGUAGACCGGAAUCCCGCCUAUUCGCGGACUGAAUACACCCUCGAACACAAUGAGUCGCCCAAACACAUCGCGAAGCUGACGAGAGACGGCACAGGCGGCGGGUGGAUCGAAUUGGAUACCGGGGUGGCCGCGCAAAUCGACUCCUUUUACAUCUUGGAUGUGGUAGUCACGGCGUUGCUGUUGGUUUCUGCUGCGGAAGACAGGAAUUCUCCCACGCCAAUGGAGACGUUUGAGCCGCCGCCACCGGCUGUUCUUGCUGCGAAGCGCGAGUCCGGCAGGUUGAGUAAGCUGAGUACUCGGCGUGAGGACAAGAAGAAGAAACGCAAGAUGGAGGAGUUUGAGAUUGAUGUCGAGAGCCAAAAUGAUAGCUUGGGUAAGGGGAGGCGAGCAAGUCAGGCAGCGGAGGACAAGCUGCCCUUUUUUAUACGAGCAGUGGUGAAGAUGGCAAAGGGGCUGUUUAAGUUGGUUAUAUGGGUCUUGACCGUGUUGUUCAAGGUCGUCGGUGGCGUUUUCAAGUGCUUGUAUUCGUGUGUGGGAUCGAAAUAUUAA
Molecule: messenger RNA, 1836 nt
Organism: Pochonia chlamydosporia 170
Lineage: Eukaryota; Fungi; Ascomycota; Sordariomycetes; Hypocreales; Clavicipitaceae
Product: acetylserotonin methytransferase-like protein
Exons: 1
Coding region: 1-1836 (611 amino acids)
Source: RefSeq, a predicted model, not a curated record